UAUGAUCCAUGGGCUCGAGGAUGCGGGGUUUUGUUAUCUGUGAUACGGGGCACUUCGCGGUUAUGUAAUUUGUAUUGCGGUGUGUUUGUUAGUCGUUAUGGGUUCAGAAUAUUUACGACAGCGGGUAUAAUUAUGAAUGCCCGAAGAUGAUUGUCAUUUUGAACCUGUGAUACAUAGUUUAUAUAAUGUAUAUAGUUUUAACUUCAAUAUGCAGACGACAGUGCAGGUUAUCACGCUUCAACCAAUCCGUAUAUGCAGCUGUUUUAAAUUAUUCCAAUAAAGUUUCACCUCCACCUGCUACUGAACCUACAGCUGUAAUCGCAAAGCCGCAAGAUAGUGCUGUACUUAAACCUAAAACAGUGAUAAUAACAACAACAAAACUUCAACCUGAAAUCACAGUGACAAGUGAUAAAUUAGCACCGCCAUCUUUAACGAAACAUAGACUAGUAUCAGAGGACAAACAAUGGCACGAACUGAGAACAGACUACACAAAGCUCACACAGCAUUACCUUAUGCUGUCAAAAAUAAGGCUCACAUCCCUGGUAGUAAUGACAGCCAUGGCAGGCUAUGCGUUGGCUCCAGAACCAUUCAGUCUCACAACAUUUAUUCUUUGCUCGGUGGGAACUGGCCUAGUGUCAUGUGCUGCAAAUUCUGUCAACCAGUUCUUCGAGGUUCCUUUCGACUCUCAGAUGGCUCGAACCAAGAACAGAGUCCUUGUUCGAGGUUUGCUUACCCCACUUCAUGCAUUGACAUUUGCUGCAACAUGUAGUGUGAUGGGCCUGUCCACUUUAUACUGGGGUGUUAAUGGACUUGCUGCUGCACUUGGAGCUGCCAACCUUAUUCUUUACACCCUGGUGUAUACACCUAUGAAGCGGAUCAGUAUUAUCAACACGUGGAUUGGCUCUGUUGUAGGAGCAAUUCCUCCAUUGAUGGGAUGGGCAGGCUGUGCUGGCACACUGGACCUUGGAGCAUGGAUAUUGCCUGGUGUUUUGUAUGCCUGGCAGUUCCCACACUUCAAUGCUCUCUCCUGGAAUUUACGUUCUGAUUAUUCCCGGGCGGGAUAUCGGAUGAUGUCUGUUACAAAUCCAGGUCUUUGUCGGCAAACAGCACUUCGUUAUACUGGGGCAUUAUUGGUGGUGUCAUGCCUAGCACCUGUUUUAGAAGUGACCACAUGGCUCUUUGUAGCAGGAUCAGUUCCACUCAAUGUUUACUUUGUGUACUUAGCUUGGCAGUUCUUUCAGCAGCCAGACAGUCGUAGCUCACGUAGGCUGUUCCGCUUCUCACUGAUCCAUCUGCCACUGCUCAUGGUUAUGUUGCUGCUCACUAAGAAACAUAAAACAGAAGAGGUGAAGACCAGGUUGGAAAUGUACCCACAGUGAUGGGUUUGGUUGCAGGUCAGUCCAAACCACUAUUUAUGAGGUGAAGAAACUAGUCUUAUCUGCAGUGAAUAAUUGAAAUGAUGUACACAGUUCAUUACCUGCCUCUGGAGUUCUUUGUACAUUUCCAUAGUUUUAUCAACUUGUAAUUAUUUAGGUGUUUUCAAAAUACAGAUUCCUAGUAAUUUGAA
This is a messenger RNA of Zootermopsis nevadensis, 1567 nucleotides long. RefSeq names its product Cytochrome c oxidase assembly factor 10 (gene Cox10). The record is from RefSeq and is a predicted model, not a curated record. Gene Ontology annotation, biological process: heme A biosynthetic process. Gene Ontology annotation, molecular function: protoheme IX farnesyltransferase activity. Lineage: Eukaryota; Metazoa; Arthropoda; Insecta; Blattodea; Termopsidae. Gene Ontology annotation, cellular component: mitochondrial membrane; mitochondrion.